This is a messenger RNA of Scleropages formosus (Asian bonytongue), 404 nucleotides long. RefSeq names its product ATP synthase F1 subunit epsilon (gene atp5f1e). Gene Ontology annotation, molecular function: proton-transporting ATP synthase activity, rotational mechanism. The transcript is spliced from 3 exons. Bases 104 to 259 code for a protein of 51 amino acids. Gene Ontology annotation, biological process: proton motive force-driven mitochondrial ATP synthesis. Lineage: Eukaryota; Metazoa; Chordata; Actinopteri; Osteoglossiformes; Osteoglossidae. Gene Ontology annotation, cellular component: mitochondrial inner membrane. The record is from RefSeq and is a predicted model, not a curated record.
UAAGGCAACGGAAGAAGGACAAGAACGGAAAUCCGCCUUCUUGUCAUUUCACGGCGUCCUUGAAGGGUAGUUCGGGUGUAAGUCCGAGUCAAUCUGCGCAAAAAUGGUUGCUUACUGGAGACAAGCGGGACUGAGCUACAUCCGGUAUUCGGCCAUCUGUGCCAGAGUGGUCCGGGCUGCGCUGAAGCCAGAACUCAAAGCGGAGGCACAGAAAUCUGCAGAAGCCAAUGUAAAGAUCACUAAACUGAAGACAGCAUGAGCUAAGGAAUGGGAACUUUCUGGACUUGGAAUAGACCUGUUCAUAAGUAAUAACAUGAAAAUGACAUGACAUUUUACUGUAUAUUUAGAUGUGGUCAUAUGAUUGAGCCUGCUGCUCUUUAUGAAUAAAACGUUGUUUAAAGUCA